AUACAUGGUUUACAUCUAUUGUGUGACAUAAAUUUAGAUUUCUGGUUUUACAUAUUACAUAUUAAGUGCAUUAGAAUUUAAUUUUGCAAAAAUGAAACUGUGUUUGCAAUUGUUCGUCGCAUUUGUUGCAUUUGUUGCUGUUGCAGAAUGCCAAAAUGCGGAUUGUAAAGCUAAUGGAUCACCGUGUGAACGUGACUCAGAAUGUUGUUCAAAAACCUGCAUGUUCUAUGCCCACAAAUGUGUGUCUUCAGGACCCUUAGGACCCGCAAUUCCUGAAAAAACUACAAAUAAAGAAACCAGUAAAAAUGAAAUCAAGAAAUCUUCUAAUCCAGUCAAUAGAAUAAAAGUUAUCAAUGAAUUCAAACCAAAGAACGAAUGCGGAAAACAUGGAGACCCUUGUGUAUCAGAAGAAGAAUGUUGCUCUGGCUUGAGAUGCCACAAAUACGCCAAAAGAUGCCAAGUUAUUUUACCAGAACCUGAAUUUAAAGCACAAGUCAAUAAAUUGGGAUAAAAAUCUCUGAACAACAAAAUUAUUUAGCUUCUAACCAACAGUUUACAUAUUUAU
Molecule: messenger RNA, 565 nt
Organism: Ctenocephalides felis (cat flea)
Lineage: Eukaryota; Metazoa; Arthropoda; Insecta; Siphonaptera; Pulicidae
Exons: 3
Coding region: 92-511 (139 amino acids)
Cellular component (GO): extracellular region
Molecular function (GO): calcium channel inhibitor activity
Source: RefSeq, a predicted model, not a curated record